AGAAAGGUUAAAAGCCCAGGAGCUUCGGCCCUCGGGCCUCUUACUUCAAACCAUAGUCGGUGCAGGUGUUUUCCUCUGCAAACCCUGUGCCUGGCGCGGAUAAUCCGCGCGGUCCGGCGGUAAACGCGGAGUCCCUGUGGUCCCGUCGGAGUAGCAAACCAUGGCGGGCUGCUGCUGUCUGUCUGCGGAGGAGAAAGAGUCGCAGCGCAUCAGCGCGGAGAUCGAAAGGCAGCUUCGCCGCGACAAGAAGGACGCGCGCCGUGAGCUCAAGCUGCUGUUGCUGGGAACUGGUGAGAGUGGGAAAAGCACCUUCAUCAAGCAAAUGAGGAUAAUCCAUGGGUCUGGCUAUAGUGAUGAAGAUAGAAAGGGCUUCACGAAGCUGGUUUACCAAAACAUAUUCACUGCCAUGCAAGCCAUGAUCAGAGCAAUGGACACCCUGAGAAUACAAUACGUGUGUGAGCAGAAUAAGGAAAAUGCCCAGAUCAUCAGAGAAGUGGAAGUGGACAAGGUCUCUGCGCUCACCAGGGACCAGGUAGCAGCCAUCAAGCAGCUGUGGCUGGAUCCAGGCAUCCAGGAGUGUUACGACAGGAGGAGGGAGUACCAGCUGUCGGACUCUGCUAAGUAUUACCUGACUGACAUUGACCGAAUCGCCAUGCCCUCUUUUGUGCCAACGCAACAGGACGUGCUUCGUGUUCGAGUGCCCACUACUGGCAUCAUAGAGUAUCCAUUUGACUUGGAAAACAUCAUUUUUCGGAUGGUGGAUGUUGGUGGCCAGCGAUCUGAACGACGGAAAUGGAUUCACUGCUUUGAGAGUGUCACCUCCAUCAUUUUCUUGGUUGCUCUGAGUGAAUAUGACCAGGUUCUGGCUGAGUGUGACAAUGAGAACCGUAUGGAAGAGAGUAAAGCCUUGUUUAAAACCAUCAUCACCUAUCCCUGGUUUCUGAACUCAUCUGUGAUUUUGUUCUUAAACAAGAAAGAUCUUUUGGAAGAGAAAAUCAUGUACUCCCAUCUAAUUAGCUAUUUCCCAGAAUACACAGGACCAAAGCAGGAUGUGAAAGCUGCCAGGGACUUUAUCUUGAAGCUGUAUCAAGACCAGAACCCCGACAAGGAGAAAGUCAUCUAUUCCCACUUCACCUGUGCUACGGACACUGAGAAUAUCCGCUUUGUGUUUGCUGCUGUGAAAGACACAAUCCUACAGCUGAAUCUACGGGAAUUCAACUUAGUGUAAACACUUGGCCCUCUCCUCCCAGACACAGGGUGAUAUGAGCUCCUCCUGCCUGUCCUACAAGUGAUUCUGACCACCUGGGCCAGGAUCCAAGGACAUUAUGUAGCCCGCAGGGACUGAGAUGGAUAGUGUAACUUGAAAGAUACUUGCUUUACCAACCUUUUUAAGUGUCUUUAAGUAUAAUUUUAGAGUUUGUAUUUUAUAGAAUUUUAAAAAGCCACUGUGAUUCCCCCAUGCUUUUUAAACAAAAGUGUUCAAUAGAUAUUACGAAUCACAUAACAGAGGGGAUUUGUUAAUUUAUAGAUCAUGCCUUCAGACCUCUCAGAUUAACUUGGGUGACUAAAACAUCUUAAUAGGCUUGAUUUUUAAAUAAACCUUAAAAGACAUUGCUAACAUCUCUUCCCCUCAUCUAACAUUCUACCAAACAACCAAAGAUUGUUUCUAUGCCUCCCCACCCCAUCUGCUUGUUUGGCUGGCUGUCCAUGUUUGCUACAUAAUUGAGGAUGGCCUUUAUCCUCCUGCUUGAACUUAACCAAGUUGUUUGUUAGACUUGUGGGUGUACGCCACCACGCUCAGCUAUUUUUCUUUUUUGAGACAGGGUCUCCAUGCUGGUCUCAAACAUACUAUGCAGCUGAGGAUGACCUCAAAUUUCUGAUUUUCUUGUCUUCAUAUACAUACUUUAUUUAAAGUAGGAGAGUUCUCACCCUAUUGAUAAUUAUUCCUGAUAUUAAAAAGGUCUCAAAUUGUAUGAUUUUGACAUUGGUAUUUAUAGGUUAGUAAGUGUUGUGAUGCAUGUGCCACCACGAUCAGUUAAUGUCGUGCUUGGGAUGGAACCCAGGGCUUUGUGCAUGCUAGGCAAACAUUCUGCCAACCGAGCUAAUGCACCAGGCAAAGAUUUCUUUAAAAAAAAAAAAAUAGUUCUAUUCAUGUCAACUUGCUAAGGCAAAUUAGUAUUACCCCAAUAUCUAUUUUAAAUUUGCCAUGAUUUGGUGGUGAAGCCAAAGCUGAGAUAGAUGAUAACUGGGUUCUAGAUAGUGCAUGCGUGUAUCUUAAUGCAUAUGAUCAGGUCUUACAAACUUAUGGAAUGGCUAAAGCAUAACUUGUUUACCAAAUGUCAUGUAAGCUUUGCCAACACUCUUGAUGGUAAUCACAAACCUGCUGUUUGAACUGUGUAUGCUGUGCCUUUCUGGAUAUUGAGAAUAUACUGUUCUACCAGGA
This is a messenger RNA of Phodopus roborovskii (desert hamster), 2443 nucleotides long. RefSeq names its product guanine nucleotide-binding protein subunit alpha-14. Lineage: Eukaryota; Metazoa; Chordata; Mammalia; Rodentia; Cricetidae. The record is from RefSeq and is a predicted model, not a curated record. Gene Ontology annotation, molecular function: G-protein beta/gamma-subunit complex binding; guanyl nucleotide binding; GTPase activity. The transcript is spliced from 7 exons. Gene Ontology annotation, biological process: action potential; phospholipase C-activating dopamine receptor signaling pathway; adenylate cyclase-modulating G protein-coupled receptor signaling pathway. Gene Ontology annotation, cellular component: heterotrimeric G-protein complex. Bases 161 to 1228 code for a protein of 355 amino acids.